Molecule: messenger RNA, 2631 nt
Organism: Cercocebus atys (sooty mangabey)
Lineage: Eukaryota; Metazoa; Chordata; Mammalia; Primates; Cercopithecidae
Gene: GJA3
Product: gap junction protein, alpha 3, 46kDa
Exons: 2
Coding region: 178-1479 (433 amino acids)
Biological process (GO): visual perception; cell communication
Cellular component (GO): gap junction; connexin complex
Molecular function (GO): gap junction channel activity
Source: RefSeq, a predicted model, not a curated record
CACUGGGGCUGCAGGGAUGGCGACCAGGGUGGGGAGGCCGGGCCGUGGUGCGGGGCGCACGCGUGAAGCGGCACCGCACGUGUGAAAGGAAUUCUUUUCAGAGAGGCCGGGAGCCCUGCUCGGGAGGAACGCGCCCGGGUCGCCGCCGCGGCGGAGCGGGGUUAGGAAUCUGAAGCCAUGGGCGACUGGAGCUUUCUGGGAAGACUCCUAGAAAAUGCCCAGGAGCACUCCACGGUCAUCGGCAAGGUUUGGCUGACCGUGCUGUUCAUCUUCCGCAUCCUGGUGCUGGGGGCGGCGGCGGAGGACGUGUGGGGCGACGAGCAGUCCGACUUCACCUGCAACACCCAGCAGCCGGGCUGCGAGAACGUCUGCUACGACCGGGCCUUCCCCAUCUCCCACAUCCGCUUCUGGGCGCUGCAGAUCAUCUUCGUGUCCACGCCCACCCUCAUCUACCUGGGCCACGUGCUGCACUUGGUGCGCAUGGAGGAGAAGAGGAAGGCCAGGCAGGAGGAGGAGCAGCCGAAGACGGACAGCCCCAGCCCCCCGGAGCCGCCGCAGGACGGGCCCUCCUCGCGGGAGGACCGCGGCCGGGUGCGCAUGGCCGGGGCGCUGCUGCGAACCUACGUCUUCAACAUCAUCUUCAAGACGCUGCUGGAGGUGGGCUUCAUCGCCGGCCAGUACUUUCUGUACGGCUUCGAGCUGCAGCCGCUGUACCGCUGCGACCGCUGGCCCUGCCCCAACACGGUGGACUGCUUCAUCUCCAGGCCCACGGAGAAGACCAUCUUCAUCAUCUUCAUGCUGGCGGUGGCCUGCGCGUCGCUGCUGCUCAACAUGCUGGAGAUCUACCACCUGGGCUGGAAGAAGCUCAAGCAGGGCAUGACCAGCCUCGGCCCGGACGCCUCCGAGGCCCCGCCGGGCACCGCCGAUCCCCCGCCCCUGCCCCGCAGCUCCCGGCCCCCGGCCGUGGCCCUCGGGUUCCCGCCCUACUACGCGCACACCGCGCCCGCGGGACAGGCCCGCGCCCUGGGCUACCCCGGGGUCCCGCCGCCAGCCGCGGACUUGAAACUGCUGGCGCUGACCGAGGCGCGCGGAAGGUGCCCGUCCGCCCAGCUCUGCCACGGCCGCCACCACCUGCCGCUGACGGAGCAGAACUGGGCCGGCCGGGCGGCCGAGCAGCAGCGCCACGAGCUCAGGGCCUACCCCGCGGCGCCCACGCCCGCAGCGCCCAGCCCCACCGGCAGCAGCUCCCAGCCGCCCACGCACGAGGCUGAGGCCGGCGCGGCGCCCCUGCUGCUGGAUGGCAGCGGCAGCAGUCUGGAGGGGAGCGCCCUGGCGGGGACCCCCGAGGAGGAGGAGCAGGCCGUGACCACCGCGGCUCAGAUGCACCCGCCGCCCUUGCUCCUCGGAGACCCAGGUCGGGCCAGCAGGGCCAGCAGGGCCAGCGGUGGGCGGGCCAGGCCGGAGGACUUGGCCAUCUAGGGCCCGGGUGCCUGCCUCCAGACAGCUGUGUAGUGAUCCUUUUCUUAGAAACCAAAACCAAAGUGCACUUGCCACCAGCAGAUAGAACCUGAAAGUGAGCGCCUGGCGUCCCAGGAGGUGGACGAUGGAGGAGAGAUCAGGUUUCCGUGUUCAAUGCUUGCUGUUCUUAGUACUGUGAGUUACAGGGGGGCUAACUCCCACUUUCUGAGUUUGGGGAUUGGGGGGACAAGGGUUGUGGGCCUUUAAGAUCUUCACAGCAGCCCAGAAGUCUGGUUGCUGAGCGCUGUCUCUGGGGGUAACUGUUCUGUUGUGGUAAAGCAACAGGUAUCCUGCAGUCCCUUCAGCGCCAGGGCAAUUGGGUUUGCUAUUCCUCAGCUCUCCAGAGCCUCUGGGCAGCCCAGAGAGUCAUAGAGGCACUUAGCUCUAUCUCUGUUUGAUACUUUUAACUUAGAGUUGAAUUUCAUUUGGGAUAUUUGCCAAACUGCACUAAAAAAAGAUUUACAGCAAGUCUAUGUAGUGUCAUUUGAGUUUCCGAAAUUGCAUGUGAAGCCCAGGAUAUCAAGCUUCAGGCUUCAUGACAAGUGACAAAGAGCAGUUACCCUGCAGAGGCAGGCUCAGUGGGCAAGGGCCCCAGAGGUUGCUGGCAGAAGGCAGGUGGAGACGCAGCCACACCUGAGGCCAUUUUUAAACAGUUGAGGAAAUUGAAAUAAAAGUGUGUCUGGUAUGCCGUAGGUAUUUAUUUUCUAAAUGAUUAUUUUGUGCUUUGAAUGGUACAGAUAUGCCUAUUUUCUCCCACUUUCUUUCAGGAAAAAUGAAAGAAAAAUAGUGUUUUUCUUUCUCUAAAUACUGUUAAAAUGAUUAGUGGCCAAAACAGUGCUAACUUGUCCUAAUGCAUACUAGUAAAGAUUUUGAACUUUCUUUUAAAAGAAAUUCUUUCACUUCAUGAGUCACCUAAUUAUAAUGAGAAUGUAUUAUAUAAAACAAAAGCAGGGGAAAGUUUUAAGUGCAUUCAAAUACUUGAAGUUCUGAAGAUUUUGAAUGGGAAGUGAAAAGUGAACUACUGUUGCCAGGAAAAUUAUUUAUACAGAUGAAUCUAUGACAAUCAACACUUUAAAAAAACAGUACAGAAUAAAAACACUUCAAGCUUCCUAA